AGGCUUGAGUCAACUACAUGAUGAUUGGCCUUAUUGUUCUCACACUCCUGGGCGCUGCAGCUGCAGCCCCUGCAGAUGACAGGAUUGUAGGUGGCUACACUUGUGAAGCCCACUCCAAACCCUGGCAGGUGUCUCUCAAUAUUGGCUACCAUUUCUGCGGCGGCUCCCUCAUCAGUGACCAGUGGAUCGUCUCUGCUGCUCACUGCUGGCAAAAGUUUAUUGUAGUCUUGGGUGACAACCACCUCUGGAUACACGAGGGCACGGAGCAGUACAUGUCAGUGGAUGCCAUCUACUGGCAUGAGAGUUAUGACUACAUGACCCUGGACUAUGACAUCAUGCUGAUGAGGCUGGCACAUCCCGUCACCGUGAACCAAUACGUCAAGCCUGUUGCCCUGCCCAAAGCCUGCCCCGUACCUGGGGAAAUGUGCACGGUGUCCGGAUGGGGGAACAUCUACACUGAUCAAGUGUUCAACCCAUUUUACCUCCAGUGUGUGGAAGUGCCAAUUCUGUCUAAAGAGGAUUGUGAGCGUUCCUACCCUGGCAAGAUCACUGACCACAUGGUGUGCGCUGGAUACCUGGAGGGGGGCAAGGAUGCUUGUCAGGGGGACUCUGGUGGUCCUCUGGUGUGUAAUGGGGAGCUGCAAGGUGUUGUCUCCUGGGGCCAGGGCUGCGCUCAGCCUAACUACCCGGGCGUUUACACCAAAGUCUGCUCUCUGAUGCCCUGGAUCAACAACAUUCUCUCCAUGUACAGCUAG
Xiphias gladius (swordfish) is the source of this 755-nucleotide messenger RNA. RefSeq names its product anionic trypsin-1-like. NCBI's taxonomy places the organism in Eukaryota, Metazoa, Chordata, Actinopteri, Istiophoriformes, Xiphiidae. Gene Ontology annotation, biological process: proteolysis. The record is from RefSeq and is a predicted model, not a curated record. The transcript is spliced from 5 exons. Bases 18 to 755 code for a protein of 245 amino acids. Gene Ontology annotation, molecular function: serine-type endopeptidase activity.